AUGGCUCAGAGUGACUUCCUCUACCCCGAGAACCCAAGGAGGCGGCAGGAAGUAAACCGUCUUCACCAGCAGCUCCUCAACUGUUUAUCGGACAGUUUCCAUGCCACCAACAAGCUCAUUGGGGUUUUAAAUACGCACUUGGGAUGCAGGCUGGCCUCCAUUGAGAUGAAAAGCAAUGGAACUAUCAAAGAAAACUGUGAUCUCAUCAUCCAAGCCAUGAUGAGUAUCCAAAAGGAACUGCAAAAGGUUGAUGAGGCCCUAAAAGAUAAACUAGAGCCAACCCUUUAUAGAAAACUUCAAGAUAUUAAAGAGAGGGAAACAGAUAAAAUUGCAAUAGUACAGAAGGUUAUUUCGGUCAUCUUGGGAGAAGCGACUUCUGCAGCCAGUGCAGUGGCUGUUAAACUCAUCGGUUCCAAUGUGACAACGGGCAUAAUGAACAAGUUGGUCACCGUGUUAGCUCAAAUUGGUGCUUCUCUCCUUGGUAGCAUUGGGGUGGCUGUUCUUGGCCUUGGUAUAGAUAUGAUCUUCCGGGCUAUUCUCGGAGCAGUGGAGAAAACACAGCUCCAAGCAGCCAUCAAAAGUUAUGAGAAGCAUCUGGUGGAAUUCAGGUCCGCCUCAGAAAAAUAUCAGCAUGCUAUUAUUGAGGUCACUAACACAGUAAAACAUCAAAUGAAAUAA
Molecule: messenger RNA, 678 nt
Organism: Sorex araneus (European shrew)
Lineage: Eukaryota; Metazoa; Chordata; Mammalia; Eulipotyphla; Soricidae
Gene: SMCO3
Product: single-pass membrane protein with coiled-coil domains 3
Exons: 1
Coding region: 1-678 (225 amino acids)
Source: RefSeq, a predicted model, not a curated record